CUCAAUUACUUGUUAAAUCCUCUGUUCCUAGAGUUCUAUCACUAUACCCCUCAUAGGCAAUAUGGCAUUAGCUAACAGCUCUAUCCAGGCAUUCGCCAACGUCGCUCUCCUCUUCGCCGUGCAAAUACUGAUACCCGCGGGUUUGAUCGUCGUGACCCCCAAAUACUCAUGGCUGCGAUAUUUCGGGAUGGCGUGUAUCGGCUUCUCUGCCUAUCUGAUAUUCCAGCUGGCGCCGACCCUUUCCAACAGUAUCUUCCAUAAUAGCUUCUUGGCCUGCGAAGGAAUCCUCGUGGUUGCGCACUGUGCAAACCUGCUGCUCAUCCUCCAGGAUGGCGGCAUCACCUGGAGCGACCUACGACGCCACGGCGAGGAGGCGGGGGCAAAGUUCCAUCCUUCGUCCGAUGACACACCUUUCGUGCGCAAGCUGGUGCGCGCAGCUCGCCUGGUCAUUAGUCUCCGGGGCGUGGACACGGUGUGGGAGACCAAGAAUAUCCCGCCGCACCCCUCCUCGCUCGGCCGCGGCGGCGGCAGCCGCGCGAGGUUCCUGAUCCGCCAGGGGUCCAUCUUGGCCUGGCAGUACCUGUUCCUCGACGUCAUGCUCGAGGUCACCAUGCACGAGCCCCCCGAGAACAUGGACAAGUUCUACCGCCCCGGGAUGGAGUACGAGUAUUUGAAUUUGACGGGAGAGCAAUGGUUCAUCAGGGCGUUUACGCCCUUUGUUUCCUGGUUCGUGGUCAGUCGCUUGCUCCUCGACUCGACUUGGCGCGCCCUCUCCAUCCUGUCUGUGGCAUCAGGCCUGGGCAGUCCUCAAAGCUGGCGGCCGCUUUUUGGGAGCAUGUGGGACGCGUACACGCUGCGUAAAUUCUGGGGCAAUUUCUGGCAUCAAAUACUGCGCUGGCCAUUUACUUCCAACACGAACUUUCUGACCCGUCAGAUCCUGAAACUACCGGUUCCCUCCCUCUUGGAGCGCUAUACCAACAACUUCCUCGUGUUCCUUUUGUCUGGCAUCCUGCACGCUGUUUCGGCCAACAUCAUGCGUCUAUCGGCAGUGGAGUCUGGCGCGAUCCCCUACUUCUCCUCCUUCGCUCUGGGUAUGAUGCUCGAGGAUGGAGUGCAGGCCUUUUACAACAAACUUCACGCUACCAAGUCGGAUAAAGCAAGGAAAAUUGCCAUCUGGGAGAAGGUGUUAGGGUUUAGCUGGGUAGUGUUCUGGAUGUCCCUGACUUCUCCUUGGUACAUGUUCCCAUCGCGCCGUAUCGUCGCAGGUGAAGCGGCGUGGGUCCUGCCAUUCAACCUGACUAGGGAAAUUGGUAUGCCUAUGAUGUGGGGACUGUUGGGAGCCUCUGGGCUAUUCGUGAAAUGGGUAUUUGCGACUUCCUUGUAGUCAUGCACACCAUGUGUCUGGAUACCCGAAGUCUAAUUGGUUGUUAAUCUGAUAUAGUUUAGUUCAGUAUCUCAACAACUAUAAUUUCGAGUAUAGAUCGCUUCUGCUUAGAGCUCUAGAGAGG
This is a messenger RNA of Dothidotthia symphoricarpi CBS 119687, 1508 nucleotides long. RefSeq lists its product as uncharacterized. Lineage: Eukaryota; Fungi; Ascomycota; Dothideomycetes; Pleosporales; Dothidotthiaceae. The transcript is spliced from 2 exons. Bases 62 to 1384 code for a protein of 440 amino acids. The record is from RefSeq and is a predicted model, not a curated record. Gene Ontology annotation, biological process: lipid metabolic process.